Messenger RNA from Dovyalis caffra, 1776 nucleotides. The record is from the annotation of a GenBank genome assembly. NCBI's taxonomy places the organism in Eukaryota, Viridiplantae, Streptophyta, Magnoliopsida, Malpighiales, Salicaceae.
AUGGCAAAAGAGCAUCACAAAUACGUGGAAGUUCCAGUUGCAUGCAUCAUACUCAUUGGCUUGUUUGCCCUUCAGCAUUAUGGCACCCACAGGGUUGGAUUCUUGUUCGCACCAGUGGUUCUAUUGUGGCUUUUGUGCAUCAGUGCUAUUGGGGUAUACAACAUCGUACACUGGAAUCCUCAUGUUUAUCAAGCUCUAUCACCCUAUUACAUGUACAAGUUUUUGAAGAAAACUCAACGAGGAGGUUGGAUGUCCUUGGGUGGGAUUUUGCUGUGUAUAACUGGCUCAGAAGCUAUGUUUGCUGAUCUUGGACACUUUUCUCAAUUGUCAAUCAAGAUUGCUUUCACCUCGUUGGUUUAUCCAUCGUUGAUUCUUGCAUAUAUGGGACAAGCUGCUUACCUAUCUCACCAUCAUGUUAUUGACAAUGAUUACCAUAUUGGAUUUUAUGUAUCUGUUCCGGGUAAAUUACGAUGGCCAGUUUUAGUUAUUGCCAUCCUUGCUGCAGUAGUGGGGAGCCAAGCCAUAAUCACUGGAACAUUCUCCAUAAUCAAACAGUGCUCUGCUCUGGGCUGCUUCCCAAGAGUCAAAAUAGUUCACACGUCGUCCAAAAUCCAUGGUCAGAUCUACAUCCCAGAGAUAAAUUGGACUUUGAUGCUGUUGUGCUUGGCUGUUACUAUUGGUUUCAGGGACACAAAACGUCUGGGUAACGCCUCAGGCUUGGCAGUUAUAACAGUCAUGCUAGUUACUACAUGCCUGAUGUCUCUGGUCAUAGUCUUAUGCUGGCACAAGAGCAUCUUCCUCGCAAUAUGCUUUGUAUGCUUUUUUGGCACAAUUGAAGCUCUUUACUUCUCAGCUUCCCUCAUAAAGUUCUUGGAAGGGGCCUGGGUCCCUAUUGCCCUCUCAUUCAUCUUCCUGAUUGUUAUGUGUGUGUGGCACUAUGGUACACUGAAAACGUAUGAAUUUGAUGUCCAAAACAAGGUCUCCAUUAACUGGCUACUUAGCUUGGGUCCCAGCCUUGGUAUCGUCCGUGUCCGAGGAAUUGGCCUCAUACACACAGAGUUGGUGUCUGGAAUCCCAGCGAUCUUCUCUCACUUUGUUACCAACCUUCCAGCAUUCCACCAAGUCCUAGUCUUUCUCUGCAUCAAAUCCGUCCCUGUUCCACAUGUUAGAGCCAAGGAACGGUUUCUAGUGGGGCACAUUGGCCCAAAAGAGUACAGGUUAUAUAGGUGCAUUGUGCGAUAUGGAUAUCGUGAUGUUCACAAGGAUGACAUGGAGUUUGAGAAGGAUCUUGUAUGCAGCGUAGCAGAGUAUAUUCGGUCGGGGAGUGCUGAACCCAAUGGUGCCAAGGACGAAAUGGAGAGUGAAGAUGACAAAAUGACAGUAGUUGGAACAUGCUGUACUCAUACAGAUGGAAUCCAGUUGCGGGAGGAUGCUGUUGACAACAUAGAGUCAGCUGGCACCUCAGAGUUGAGGGAGAUAAAGUCACCACCUGUGAUUCAACCUAGGAAAAGAGUAAGAUUUAUAGUACCGGAUAGCCCGAAGAUCGACAGAGGUGCUAGGGAGGAGCUGCAGGAACUUAUGGAAGCUAGGGAAGCUGGGAUUGCUUACAUACUAGGGCAUUGUUAUGUGAGAGCCAAGCAAGGGUCUAGCAUGCAGAAGAAGCUUGUGAUAAAUUAUGGGUAUGAGUUUUUGAGGAGAAACAGCCGGCCACCCGCCUAUACACUAAGUGUACCACAUGCAUCUACCCUGGAGGUGGGGAUGGUAUACCAUGUUUAA